AUGAGUGUAUUGCUUGUUGCGGAACAAAAUAGUGAUCUUUUGUUGAAAAAUCAUAAUCUCAGACCAACUGGGUCUUUGGCCACUCAUCAUGAGGCAAUUGCAACAAGUUCUUAUCCACUCGAGGCAAAUGCUGCACGAAGAGGUAGACGUGGAAAUUACAAUGGCCGUGGAAAAGGCCGUGGAAAUUAUCGCGGACGAGGCCGAGGACGUGGUAGAAACAAUUUUCAAAGAAACAGUAAUUUCAAAAAUUUUGAAAAACAGAAGGGACAGUCAUGUGGAAGCCACAAACAAACUCUUUCAAAAGGAAAAGACACAUGUUACAGAUGUGGCAUGACAGGACAUUGGGGACGUAAUUAUCGUACGGCCAAACAUUUGGUAGACCUUUACCAGGCUUCUGUAAAAGGUAAAGAGAAAAAUGCAGAAGCAAAUUAUGUUAAUGAAGAAAAUGCUCCAUGUACCCUUGAUGUGUCCGAUUUCUUCAUGGACAAUGCUGAAACUGGGAAUGAUUUCAUCUUUGUAAAAAAUAACAAUGCUUAA
Chenopodium quinoa (quinoa) is the source of this 537-nucleotide messenger RNA. RefSeq lists its product as uncharacterized. The record is from RefSeq and is a predicted model, not a curated record. The transcript has a single exon. Gene Ontology annotation, molecular function: zinc ion binding; nucleic acid binding. The coding region runs from base 1 to 537 and encodes 178 amino acids. NCBI's taxonomy places the organism in Eukaryota, Viridiplantae, Streptophyta, Magnoliopsida, Caryophyllales, Amaranthaceae.